Messenger RNA from Encephalitozoon hellem ATCC 50504, 942 nucleotides. RefSeq lists its product as uncharacterized. The transcript has a single exon. The record is from RefSeq and is a predicted model, not a curated record. Lineage: Eukaryota; Fungi; Microsporidia; Unikaryonidae. The coding region runs from base 1 to 942 and encodes 313 amino acids.
AUGAGAACAAUCCACAAGUUCGGAAUAGCAAGAGUCAUAUACCUUAUUUUGAUUUGUAGAUACGCUUCUAUUUUGUGCCAAGGGGAUGAUGAAAGUACCGUUGAAAUAGUUCUCUUUAAUAAUGCCACAGAGAAGAUCAAAAGCAAGAGCGAUGUGGAGAAAGAACCUACAGCAGAGAACAAGUCUAAGGAACUUAGAAACAUACUAACGGCAUUGGUAAGCCAUCUUUUGGCUGGAAGCAGACUUAAAAACAACCUUCUCAAGAACUAUGAUGAGGCUAGCCAGCUCAAUAUUACAAAGGGAGACAGCCAGAAGCCUGAUGAUCCUGGGAAGGCUGAAAAGACUAGCAGCCCUCCACCUCAGGAACCAACUAUAGAGAUGCUAGAGAAAAUAAAGAGGAUCCCUGUAGGGUAUAGAACAUUCUGCUCCUUCGUUCAGAACCUAGAUCUUAUCAGGGACAAGCUAAAAAAUAGGCCUGGAAUUAGAAAAAUUCAGAAUAUUUUGGUUUACGAAGAGUAUCACCUUACUGAUUACUGGGGAAGGCUGAAGUUCAAGAAAGAGGGUGACAAGCUUGUGGACGAAACUGGAUACUUUGAAGGAGUCAAGGUCAAUAGCUUCGAGGAUAUGCUAACCCAGGGGAGAAUGACCAGGACAGGAUUUGUCCAGAAAAAGGAAAUAGGGGAGAAUGAGGUAAAUGAGAAUCUAAUAACCAUGAAGCUCCUUCUUAGUGAGAUUGCUAAAGAAAAGAACACCUCAAUUCAUAACGUGGUUAAUGAAGGAUGUAAUAUGUCUAUGGUCGAAGAGCUAGUCUUUUAUGGAAAUAGCCCAUCAGCUCACGAUAAUGAAAUAGUGCAUGUCUGUGUGUGCUCUGACUCAUUCUGCAAAGAACCAUGCAAAGACAUUGUUCCAAUGAAAAUGGAAAACUUAGAGUUUAGAGAUUAG